Messenger RNA from Astrephomene gubernaculifera, 2007 nucleotides. NCBI's taxonomy places the organism in Eukaryota, Viridiplantae, Chlorophyta, Chlorophyceae, Chlamydomonadales, Astrephomenaceae. The record is from the annotation of a GenBank genome assembly.
CUGGUCGUUAAAGACGCGGGCAAGGCAGGUGAGAAGGUUUGCUUCUACGCUGCUGACACGCUGUCAGGUGACGAUGUCCGGCAUGGGUUUCGGAGCCUGGGGCCGCCGUCUGCCGUACGGCGGCUCGUGGCUGACGUGGACACCGCAUUGGGCGCUGCGGCGGCGGCGGCAGCGAAGACAGCAGCCUACCUGCCUUCAAGUUCCUCUUCUUAUCCUUCAAUAACAGAAACGACUCAGUCCAGUUUAGCGACAACGACAGCACAAGCCGCGGAGAGAGCCGCGGCCGCACGGGCAGCGGCGGUGGCAGCAGCAGCCAAGGCCUCAAGCAGACCCGAGCUCUUCCUGAGUUCCACUUGGCCGUUAGCGGUUGACGCCGUACGGAUUGCCUACGAGUACGACAUUUGUGGGGCUCAGUACGGCAGUGCCGGCGCCGUGCAGGACAGCAAUGGCGGCAACCGUGACAGUAGCGGCGGAUCUGCCGCCGGCGGCGGCAGUGUCAGCUGCAUCAGUAGCGAUGCAGGCGGGAGCAGCGUCAGCGGCAUGGGGAGCGGGAGCGGCAGCGGGGCAGUAAUGACGGAUGGUAACGGCCUCAUUUGCGCCCGGUUGGCGAGCAUGAUCCCAAACAUAUCACAGGGGAUGCCCAUGCAGCACCCGCUGUCCCUGUUGGCGCCGGAGAUGCUGCCUGCCUCGCCGCCUGUCCUACCUGAUCACCUAGCACAGGCCACAACACCGCUGGUACCAGCCCUUAGAAGAGACCAGGAAGUCGACAGGGGGGUCCUGGGCCCGGAAAACACACAUUGCGAGGCUCCUGAGGCGCCUCAUGGGAUUUCGCAGCCUGUGCCCGCUGCCGCUCCUGCUCCUGCUCCUGCUGCUGCUGUUUCCGAGCCGGCAGUGGUGGUGCAGCUGCGCGUGUACGACCCACGGGUCGGUGCGGUCAUCAAGGGGACCUUCACUCCCGUGGUUUCGGGGCUGCCUCCGGGCGCAUGGCUGCUGGUGCGCGCGUCCCAGGUCAAAGCCCCCAGCUGGAGUCGUGUGGCCGCCCUGAUGGGCCGUACGGCACCCAACGGCCCCGCCAACCAACCACCGCCGACCCAAGCACUACCGUCACCACCCCUAGCAGCGACGACAGCAGUGUCAGGCCCUCAUCCCGCUCCGCUUGCACAUCUUGCUCCGCUUUCUCAGCCGCUCCAACCAACACAUGCACCUGCACCAGCAGCAGCACCAACAGCAGCAGCUGGGAGAUCUUCGCAGCAGCAUCCGGCGCCUUUCACAUCACCGUCAUCCGCUGCAUCACUACCACAGCUUGUCGUCGUCCAACCGCCAACAACCACCACUAACCCGCAACCACCAAUUCAAAUACCACCACCACCACCACCACCACCACCUAGCAAACGCCCGGGCUGCUCCCUGAAACAGCAACAGCAGCUCCUUCUCUCACGCCUCUUGUUGCCGCAGAGGAGGAUGCAGCCUGGGGCAGCACUGGCCUCUUCCUCCGCCACUGCCGCCGCCGCCGCGGCAGCAGCAGCAGCAGCAACCGUGACCCAGGGGACUGCUGCCGUUACCGCAGCCGCCGCCGCCGCUGGCGUUACGAGUCCCGCCGCCGUAACGCCUGCAUGGUUGGAGGUCGUUCGGAAGCUGCCAUCACGCGUGGGAUCCGUCGCUCGCCUCAACGGCCCGCUGCUGCUACUGCUGACCGCUUGCUGCGUGAAUGCUCGUACAUUAUACGACAUUCUCGAGGAAGAGAUCCGCCGUAUCCUUAUCGUACAACGGGGGGAGGAUCUGACGACGGCUCUUGAGAUGGCUCGCCGUAAUGGCGACAUUGCCUUGGAAUCCGUACUGACGGCUGAAUUAUCGUACGGCAGCAGUGGUAGUGAUGUUGAUGGUCAUACGAAUGUACUACACGAUCCGAAUGGAUCCAGGAAAGAUCCGCGCCCGGAUCACAAUGUAUCUGGUUCCGGAUCGCCAUCUGGGUCCCCAAGAACAUCCGCAGUGGGCUUCUGGCUACGA